AAUUGUUCUCAUUUUUCACUUUAGGAGCAAACCAUGUGGGCUUGCCUAGCCGCUAUGGCAGUUUGUAAUCGUGAUAUGACCACCGCAGAAAUAGCCUACGCAGCGAUUGGUGAAAUUGAUAAAGUUCAAUACAUCAAUUCUAUAAAAGAUCUUCCAUCUAAAGAAUCAAAAAUGGCGCACAUAUUAAUGUUUAGUGGAAACAUACAGGAAGCAGAGAUCAUACUUCUUCAGGCUGGCCUUGUCUAUCAAGCAAUCCAGCUCAAUAUUAACCUCUACAACUGGGAAAGGGCACUUGAGUUGGCUGUCAAAUAUAAAACACAUGUUGAUACAGUUCUUGCUUAUCGGCAAAAGUUUUUGGAAACAUUUGGCAAACAAGAAACUAAUAAACGAUACUUGCAAUAUGCAGAUGGACUUCAGAUUGAUUGGGAAAAAAUCAAAGCCAAAAUUGAGAUGGAAAUUACUAAAGAACGAGAGCGAUCUUCCAGCAGUCAGCCUAGCAAGAAUGUUGGUCUGAAGCUUUAAAUGCCUCGCUCACCUUUAAUAAGUUUUAUUUCUUGAAAAUAGUUCUGACUAGCCAAGAAUAAGUAUGUCUUCAUUAUGGAAAAAAAAGAAGAAUCUUUAAGUACAGGCACUUGUUGUGUAUUAGUACUAAAAGACAUUCAGAAAGAUUAAGCAUAAAAUAAUUGAUAUAAUUUCAUCUUUUAUAUUUUUCUAGUUCGAGCUAGCAAAAUGUUUCUAUAUAUUUAUGGUAUGUCUCUAGGGUUGCUAUACUCUAGUUUUGUGUACAUUACUUUAUCCAUGAAUCUUUAGCAUACACAGAUGUUUAUGCUGAUAAUAAAGCAUUGGACUCUUUAACAAAUUAUAUUAUCACUAAUAUCUAAAUGACCUCUAAAUCAAAAAUGAUCUAAAAGUUAACUUAUACAACAAAAAUACAUGAAGAUGGGAUGUGAAAAAUACAUAUAAUUAUGUAGCAGUGCUCACAAUGUCAUUCAUUAUUUAUAAAACCAAAAUUGUAAAGAUUUCCUCUGUGGCCUGGGACGUGGUACAGUGCAUAGGGUGUUGGGCUCACAAACAUGAAGUUACCAGUUCAUUGAGGUCCCAAGUUUGGUCACUGGUAUUACAUGUGCCAGAAUGAU
Molecule: messenger RNA, 1136 nt
Organism: Erinaceus europaeus (western European hedgehog)
Lineage: Eukaryota; Metazoa; Chordata; Mammalia; Eulipotyphla; Erinaceidae
Product: intraflagellar transport protein 80 homolog
Exons: 4
Coding region: 34-522 (162 amino acids)
Biological process (GO): cilium assembly
Cellular component (GO): intraciliary transport particle B; centrosome; cilium
Source: RefSeq, a predicted model, not a curated record